AUGCUCUCUGUGCGCCCGGGCGACGAGAGAGACAUGACAUCCCUGAUCGUGGCCGAACUAAGCCUGGUCUCAGGCAAGGCUCCCGGCCUGAUGACGGGCGUAGACCGCGGCAUUGGCAUUGGCAUUGGCAUUGGCACGAUGCACCAGAGCUUCGCCGGCCAGGGCCAACCAUCGGGACUUGCUUACUCAUCAGCCAUCCGCAUCCGCUUCUCGUCCAUUGAGCUUCAACAUAACCCGCACGACGUCUACAAGGACAAGCUUUCGCAACAGCUUAGCUUGAGGAAUCGCCAUUGUCAUCCAGAGCCAAGAUUCAUAAUGGGUCUCGAAGUUCCGUCCUAUGUCCUGGGCGCCCUGACGGCGUCGGGCGGUAUCAUGGGCUAUGCGAGGACGAAGAGCUUGCCAUCAAUAGUCGCGGGGUGCACCGUCGGCUUGCUGUAUGCGCUUGGCGGAUAUCGCACGCAGAAUCAUGAGCCCUACGGCGUCGAACUCAGCCUCCUCGCAUCCAUAGUCCUGGGUGGCUCGUCGAUUCCUAGGGCGAUCCGGCUGCGAAAACCCGUCCCGGUGGUUCUCAGCAUCCUGGCAACCGUUGGCGCGCUGAUCUUUGGAAACGGGGUGUACCAGCAGAGUAAAUAA
This is a messenger RNA of Diaporthe batatas, 633 nucleotides long. RefSeq lists its product as uncharacterized. Gene Ontology annotation, cellular component: membrane. Bases 1 to 633 code for a protein of 210 amino acids. NCBI's taxonomy places the organism in Eukaryota, Fungi, Ascomycota, Sordariomycetes, Diaporthales, Diaporthaceae. The transcript is spliced from 5 exons. The record is from RefSeq and is a predicted model, not a curated record.